UUGUCCUCUUCCAUGCAUGCGCCGCACCAACUCUGGGUGCUCCAACCUGGCCUGCCGCGGCGUCGUAUACAUACACCCUCCUCACCUUCUCCCUCUGAUCACUGCCUCCUCCAACUCUGGCAUCGGCAUCUGGUGGCGUCGGCAUCGGCUUGUCCCUCUCCUCUGUCUCUCCUCUGGUCUCCUGAGUCCUGAUCCCCCGUGGAGGGUUGGCGGCCAUGGGGAACAACCCGUCGUGCAUACCCCUGGCGCCCGCGGGCGGACGCGGCUGCGCGUCGUCGGCAGCGGCGGCGACCAAGGUGAUCCACGCGGACGGCACGGUGACGCGGCUGGCGAGGCCGGUGCGCGCGUCGGAGCUCAUGCUCGACCACCCGGGCCAGUUCGUCUGCGACUCCGGCCGCCUCGCCGUGGGGUGCCGCGUUCCCGGCGUCGCCGCCGACGAGCUCCUCCGGCCGCGCCACGCCUACUUCCUCCUGCCCAUGGACAUGCUCUACUCCGUGCUCACCGACGAGGAGAUGGCCGCGCUCUCCGAGUCCCACGCCGCCACGGCCGCCGCCUCGGCCUGGAAGAGGAUCACCUUCACCGCCGCCGCCGCACAUCGCGGCGCCCGCGACCGCCACGACCGGCGGAGCGCGAGCGGGGGGUCAACGAAGGACGGAUGCAGCGGUGAUAGCGCCAGGGUCUACCCGAUGCUCGGCCUGCUCGAGGCCGCCGGCGAUCUCACCGCGGAUAAUAAACCUGAAUCACGCGCCGGCGCCGGCAAGUCGAGCGGCGGCAGCGGCGCCGGGCUGAGGCGGCACCGGGCGUGGCAGCCGGUGCUGGACACCAUCGAGGAGGUUCCGUGACGCGGCCGUCGGUGGGUUGACCGGCCGGCCGGGCGCCGCCAGGAGUGAGCAGCUUUGGUUUCGCUGGUGUUAGGCGGGCGGCAGCUAGCUUGAGCUGGCGUCCGAGUGUACAGUAGCUAGCUUCCAGCUAUUCUUUUUUCUCUUCGCCUUUUUCCAUUUUUGUAAAGACAUUCUUUUUUCUACACACGCACCACUGGCAAAUUGAUUGUCAAAUUUUGUGCUCGGGAAACA
Molecule: messenger RNA, 1073 nt
Organism: Setaria italica (foxtail millet)
Lineage: Eukaryota; Viridiplantae; Streptophyta; Magnoliopsida; Poales; Poaceae
Exons: 1
Coding region: 216-842 (208 amino acids)
Source: RefSeq, a predicted model, not a curated record